AUGACCGCAUAUACGCUACAGAAAGAACUCCAGUCCGUGGUACUACCCUCAGGCCACAGGCUCGCCUUCGCCGAAUAUGGCAAACCAAAUGGUCGGCCCGUUAUCUAUCUGCAUGGCUUCCCAAUGUGCCGACUCGAAGGCAUGGCAUUCGACGUACCAGCCUCCCGCGCAAACAUCAGAAUAAUCGCGCUUGAUCGUCCUGGCAUAGGUCGUUCAUCUUUCGUCGCCAACCGUGCCAUCCUGGACCAUGCCGAAGAUGUGAGGGUUCUAUCCCAGCAUCUCGAUCUUCGACGAUUUGGGAUUCUCGGUGUGUCGGGUGGGGCACCCUAUGCGUUGGCUUGUGCCAGAGCGCUACCGAAAGAGCUUCUGAGUGGUGUAGGGAUCCUUUCUGGAAUGGGAACAUAUGAGGAGACUGACAUUGGACUCGUGCCAAUGCCGAGCAGAGUGACUGGAUGGCUAGCGAGGAAUAUACCUCGUACCCUACGUGUGGUCACCGAUGCGUUUGUGGCUGGGUUACAGAGGGUUGUGAAAUGGAGUUGGGUUCAGAAGAGGCUGGACCGGUUCGUGGGGCAGGCGAAGCAGUCUAAGAACGCAUGGGAGAGGGAUGCGCUUGGUACUUUAAAACAGCAAGAGGCAGAUGAGAAUUGGACUGCUACGGCAAGCAGAGAACGCUUGCUCAAGGCAAUUUUUGAACCAUUUCAUCAGGGCUCAGAGGGCGUAGUCCAGGAAGCUGCACUCGUUUCGCAGCCUUGGGGCUUCCGGCUCGAAGAGAUUGAAAAUACGGUCACCAUUUGGCAUGGUUCAAAGGAUACAAAUGCACCAAUCGAAUGGAUUCGAGCAAUGGCUAGGAAGGUCCCGGGGGCGGUACUGAAUGAGUAUGAGGGAGACACCCACGGGAGUAUGGUGAAGCAUGUCGAUGACGUUUUUGGAAGCCUUAUACACAAAGUCGACGGGGACUAUAACGACGAAGCGUCUCAUAUGACCUUGGUUCACCGGCAUCGUGCUGCGCCGUCCACCAAGGUGCGCUCCCAAUAG
Paraphaeosphaeria sporulosa is the source of this 1035-nucleotide messenger RNA. Its product is annotated as alpha/beta-hydrolase. The record is from RefSeq and is a predicted model, not a curated record. The coding region runs from base 1 to 1035 and encodes 344 amino acids. The transcript has a single exon. NCBI's taxonomy places the organism in Eukaryota, Fungi, Ascomycota, Dothideomycetes, Pleosporales, Didymosphaeriaceae.